GGCAGGCGGUCAGAUCUCCGUCUCUCAGCCUCACUGCGUCCAUGUGAUCCGCACAGCCCGGCUCCGACUCCGCGCUGAGGGUCUCCGCUUACAACCGAAUGAAGAAACGAAUCUUACUUUACUUCACAUACAGAGGACAAGUGAGAAAAGGGAAGAAGAGCAAAAGGAGAAAAUGGCCAGUUUUAUAUUACGGAACGCAGAAGCCAAGGAUGUGUCCGAUAUUCUCCGUCUCAUAAAGGAACUCGCGAAGUUUGAGAAAAUGGAGGAGCAGGUCGUUCUGACCGAGAAAGAGCUGCUGGAGGACGGGUUCGGAGAUCAUCCGUUCUACCACUGCAUCAUCGCCGAAGUGCCCAAGGACAAGCAAAGUUCACAGGGUCACACGGUGGUCGGCUUCGCCAUGUACUACUUCACCUACGACCCCUGGAUCGGGAAGUUGCUCUACCUGGAGGACUUUUACGUCAUGGGGGAGUUCAGAGGUUACGGCAUCGGCUCCGAAAUCCUGAAGCAGCUCAGUGACGUGGCGGUGAAGUCUCGCUGCAGCAGUUUGCAGUUCAUUGUCGCGGAGUGGAACAAGUCGUCCAUCGAGUUUUAUAAGCGGCGCGGUGCCAGUGACCUCUCUCUGGAGGAGGGCUGGAGGCUGUUCGCCAUCAGCAAGGAGAAUCUGAUCAAAAUGGUCAAGUAGACGAGAUGGAAAAUAUGAAGACAACGCUGCGUGUUUAAUUUUAGUUACUUGGUGUUAUAACGCUGAAGUCAAAGUUAAUCUGCUUUAAUAAACAUUGCACACAAUGUUUUUAGAAAAAAAUAAAUAGAUGGAAUAAAUAAAAUUUUUACACACACUUAUAAA
Molecule: messenger RNA, 844 nt
Organism: Clarias gariepinus (North African catfish)
Lineage: Eukaryota; Metazoa; Chordata; Actinopteri; Siluriformes; Clariidae
Gene: sat1a.2
Product: spermidine/spermine N1-acetyltransferase 1a, duplicate 2
Exons: 6
Coding region: 173-682 (169 amino acids)
Molecular function (GO): N-acetyltransferase activity
Source: RefSeq, a predicted model, not a curated record